GUCACGCGGCCUCCAGUGUUUUGAUUCACGGCUGAAGCAGGCGGGGCAGCCAUGGCGGAGGACUGGAGGUCUGGCUAGUCGCGUCAGAAACUGCCUCGUUUUGGCAUCGUUUCUUUUACUGCGUGAACCGCGGGGGCUGUCCGGCAAACGUGGCGUCUGUGUACGGAACACGGUUCUGUCCGGAGGACAUGGAGGCGGUGGCGGAGGAAGACGCGGAGGAGCGCAGGCGGGAGCACUGGAAGCUGCUGUCCAGUCUGAAGACCACAGUGGAAGGCCUCUUGUCCACCAACAACCCCAACGUGUGGUCACGAUAUGGAGGUCUGCAGCGUCUGCACAAAGACAUGAACAACAUCCUCAGCCAUGGACUGAAGAACGAGCAGGUGUACUACAAGCAGAGAGAUUACUGGCCAUUUGUCUGGUGUGUUCGCUAUAUCAGCCCACAUCUUGCAUCACAUGUUGAACAGUUUAGGCAUCUGGAGCCGGUGCUGAGCAGUGGCAUGCAGAGUGCUGGUGAAAGCUACAAGGCUGAGCGCUGGCUGCUUCAAAGCUUACAAGUUCACAUGUUGUCCGCUCAGCUAAAGCCUUUACUAAAGCACCUGAGUAACACAAGAAAGUACUACAAUGAUGAUGCCUUCCUGCUGAGCGAGCCUCACGUCACUGCGAUGUUUCAGUGUCUAGAAGCUGUGGAGCAGAAUAAUGCCAAACUUUUAGCCCAAGUGGACACUGUAGGGUUAUCACCAUUGAAGGGUCCACCAUGUCUGGGUUUGCUUAAGAGCCAGAGUCUGUGUGUGUUGCCAGUGUCCAACAUGGCUUUUCGGAGUGCUGACUCUGCUAUGAAAAAAGAAUCUCUCAGUCGUAGAUUCACUACAUCCAACGUCUCUCUCCAAGAGGCUGCAAGCCCAAACUGCGAAAAAUCCACCCCACUAGGAUCCCACAAUGGCAAUGGAGUCUCCACUUCACCGCCUAGUGGUGAGGGCGCCCCAUGGGUCUGUGUGUCCAAUUCCUCAGAGAAUAAGCAACCACUGGGGCCUUUGUCAGUGCCUUGUAUUCAGCUCCCAGAGGCCACCCCUGAGGCUGGUGACUGUGUUGAUGGUGAAUGCGAUGAUGGCCCAGAGUACCUGGCGAUCGGCAACCUUGGGCAGCGCAGCCGGUGUCAGUCCCAGAGCUCCACUCUGAGUAGCGAUCAAGGUGAUCCGAAAGGCCGGUCUAUACAUCAGAAUUUCCUCGCUCCGCCCCUUCCAAGACGGUCAUCCUGCUCGGAGGUCCAGAAUGGGCCAGGCCGGAAACCCAGAGGCCACACCCGCUCCUUUUCUGACACCAAUGUCAAUCAAAAACUCAGAAAUGGAGGCAGUCGGCGGAAAAUUGCCGUAAUAAUUGAAGAUCCUUUGGCAGAAUCUGCAGGCAGUGACUGUUGUAUAAAGGACUACAACCCAUUCUCACAUCAACAGAGCGACUCCAGCACUUCCAGUUCCCUGUAUAUGGAAUCCAGUGGGCCUGAGGGCAGGAGCCAUUCUGAUGGAAUGUUCAGAAAGCCGUCAGAGGGUCAGAGCCUCAUCAGUUACUUGUCGGAGCAGGACUUUGGCAGCUGUGCUGACCUUGAGAAGGAGAACGCACAUUUCAACAUUUCAGAGUCGCUCAUCGCAGCCAUAGAGCUCAUGAAGUACAACCUGCGGAAGCAGCAGGAAGAAGGUGAGGAGGAAGGAGACAGUGACUGUGAGAUUCAGCAGCUCAAACAGAAAAUACGCCUACGAAGGCAGCAGAUCCGCCGCAGCCGACUCCCAUCUUUCCCUGCAAACCAGCAUAUGUACCACUCCACAGAUAGCGGAGGCUCGAGGAGAAGCUCCCAGGAUUCAUACCAGGGUCUGUCCGACUCUGGCUCGGCUGAAGAGGUGGAAGAGUGCGAACUGCAAGAUGGCUGUGGGGGUGCCUCCAUGCUGGCAGUGUCUCGGAACGGUCUCUCCCUGUCACUCGCCUCCCUGUUCUCAGAUGCAGACAUUAAGCGUAGUGCUGGCUCCAGCAGCAGGUCCUUUCUCAGCUCCGAGUCAAUUACUCCCUCCUUCCUGCAGUCCAACUCUGCUGAGUCAGUAGCCAUGGGUUUGCUGCGGCAGUUUGAAGGGAUGCAGCUUCCUGCGGCCUCAGAGCUCGACUGGCUGGUUCCAGAGCAUGACGCGCCACAGAAGUUGUUGCCAAUUCCGGAUUCUUUGCCAAUCUCACCUGAUGAUGGGGAGCACGCCGACAUCUACAAACUCAGGAUCCGGGUCAGAGGAAACCUUGAGUGGGCUCCACCACGCCCACAAAUAAUCUUCAACAUCCACCCUCCACCAAAAAGGAAAAUGGUUGUGGCUAAACAGAACUACCGCUGCGCUGGCUGUGGUACUCGUGUUGAUCCAGACUACAUUAAGAGACUUCGGUACUGCGAAUACAUCGGCCGCUACUUCUGCCAGUGCUGCCAUGAGAAUUCCCAGGUUGUGGUUCCCGGUCGAGUACUGAUGAAGUGGGACUUCAGCAAGUAUUAUGUCAGCAACUUUGCCCGGGAUCUCCUGAGCAAGAUCGCUGGCGACCCGCUGUUCAACCCCAAUGACAUCAAUAGUGGCCUUUACAAGAAGAUCAAGAGUUUGGAAUCUAUACGGGUAUUAAGAAGGCAGCUAUUCCAUAUGAAGAAUCUGUUCAGGACGUGUCGCUUUGCAAAAGAGGUUUUGGACCAAUUCGACACCCUUCCGGGUCACCUGACUGAUGACCUCCACCUCUACUCCCUCAAUGACCUCACAGCUGUACGCAACGGCGACCUGGCCCCUCGAAUGAAAGAGCUGCUCAAACUGGGUACAGUGCAUGUCGCAAGCUGUGUGCUGUGCCAGGCGAAGGGUUUUGUGUGCGAGUUCUGCGGGAACGACAAAGACAUAAUCUUCCCCUUUCAACUCAGCAAGUGCCAGCGCUGUGAAGAAUGUCACGCGUGUUACCAUCGCAACUGUUUCCGCGCCGCAAAAGACUGCCCGCGAUGUCGGCGGCUGGCGGAGCGCCGGGAGAGGAUGGCGAGGAGAAACAUGGAGGAGCAAGAGGACGAGGGAGGUGGGAGUUGAUUUUCAAAAAAAAAAAAAGAAAGAAAAGCACAUCUCGACCGUGAUUGUAGUCAUUUACCUUUGUCGCUCUGAAAUGACUUGUCAUUCCCUUCACCAAGCAUAUGCCUCUUCGUCCAUUUGGUCUCUUUUGCUUUUCAACUUUCCUAAAUGAAGAUUAAAAGUUUGUCUUAGUUGAAGGUCACAUGAUCUCGAUGAGCUCAGGCUUUAGCCCUUUUGAAUACGUCACACAAAAAUACUUGACUUACAAAGGUUUCUGCUGCGACCCGCGGCGUGACAAUCGUCGGCUUUAGAUUUAUCUCUGACCUUCAGCCUCAGCGUGAGAUGGCGCCAGGCUUGUGCAGGGUUAGAUCCCGCCCCUGCAGACAUGCCACCUCUCAUCGGCUGGAUUCCCUCAAUUUUAUGAUCUGCACUUUUCUUUUUUUUUUUUUAAUUUUUAUUGUGUUAUUGCCACAAAUGUGCCUGUGGGACCGACGAGAUGUCGUAGUUGGAACGUGCCGAGUACAACUGAGACCUUGUUCACUCAGAAGAGCUUUACGUGUGUUUGUGUGUGUGUGUGGAACUGCUGUUCAUGCACAAUGUUUGCACCAGCCUAAUCAGCACUUGCCUCUGUUUUUUUUUUUUUAAUGUUUGACUUAUUGGUUGCACAGAUUCUGCAGUUUGAUGGAGGAGAAAAGCUGUGAUGUCACUUGUGUUUGGGGGUUGAAACGUGAUUCUUCACUGUGUUCCAAAUAAAGCGCACUGUGGUUGCACAACUGGAUGAAAGAUUUCAGUCCAAAAUGAGACUUGGCCUGAAGUGUUUCACGUUUAAUCCUUUUCCCUCCGUAUGAACGCGUUUGGAUUCUUGCACCCUAUGGCGAACCAGACAGCGCCCCCUUCUGGUAGCAAAAUUAGACAUUUGCACAACAACCGCUUGCGUCAGUUGGACAGAUUUGGAGUUUCAUGUGAAUAGUUAGAAUUUAGAGUCAAACUGAAACACAGAAACUGACCUGAUCUCACUACAGUGUGUAGCGCCGCUGUGUGCAUGUAGCCAUAGAAAGUCUGGGUAGUAGGUUUUAAAAAAAAUCAGAGUCUCAACAGCCUAACGGACAUUGUCAGACUGAGUCUCAGCAUCAGAACAUUUAAUUUUGUCUGAUCUUAAAGUCAGGUUUUCUAGUCUGAUAUUUUGAGUUUUAAGUUCAGAUAGUCUGACUUUCAAUACUAAGAAGUUUGAAUCAUAACCCCUAAGUUUGGAAUCACAUUGAUUUAAUAUCAAAACGGCGACUAGUCUGAUUCAAGAAGGUCAGAGUCGUAAAAGUCAGAGUUUCUGGUGAGAAAUUCUGAGUUUGAAGUCUUAAAUGAGUUGGGUUUGCUUGAGUAUUGAAGUCAUAAACUACUGCUGGGUGAAGUCAAGAACGUUCUAGGCGUCACUGCCUUGCUAUUCAUGGAAAGAAGCUUAACAACUGACCAAUCGGAACUAUUUAUUUUGUGAUGUCCAAAGGUGAAGGGUGAUGAUCAUUCCAGAACUUGUGAUGUUCCUUGCUACUUGGACUGAAGGGUUGUGUGUUACGGUUUCCACCAUUGUUUCACUCACAUGAUUUCAGCCUGCUGAUCUAUGAACAACGUAGAUGAGAACGUUCUCUGAAAUUCAAACAGCCUGAAGGAAACUUGCACGUCCCCUGUAGACUGAAUCAGUAGCUGGAACUAGAAACCCUCUGAUGUCACAGCCUCCUCUUGUCCAAAUACAGAUGCAGCUCAAACAAUGUUUGUCCUGACGGACGACUCACCUUGAGCAAUAACUGAUGUUCACCACUUUGAACCUCGUGAAAAGAACAUUUUUUUAAAUCAGCUGCUUUUAAACUUCGGUGAGAAGAAGCUUGCACAGCCGUCCUUGAGUGGGAGAGCACUAUAACCGUGGUUGUUUUUAACCUGUACAAAUGUAAAAUACUAUUCUAAUGACUAUUGUGUUGUUUUGAUUCAAGAUUCUAAUGACAAUAAAAGACUGG
Molecule: messenger RNA, 5059 nt
Organism: Synchiropus splendidus (mandarinfish)
Lineage: Eukaryota; Metazoa; Chordata; Actinopteri; Syngnathiformes; Callionymidae
Gene: rubcn
Product: rubicon autophagy regulator
Exons: 22
Coding region: 189-3077 (962 amino acids)
Biological process (GO): negative regulation of autophagosome maturation; negative regulation of endocytosis
Cellular component (GO): late endosome; early endosome
Molecular function (GO): phosphatidylinositol phosphate binding
Source: RefSeq, a predicted model, not a curated record